CGAAUCCAUCACAAUGCAGCGGAUUUCUGCUGCAAUCUGCCCCUUCUGCGAGGCGAGGGCGCUGACCAAGGCCUUCGUACCACCAUGGCGACAGCAACAGCAGCAGACGCGCACAGCGGCGACGCUGCACAAGCGCAAACCGUCGCGGAUGGUCCUCUCAGAGAGAGUGGCCAAAGGUCCGCCCAGAACCACUGCAGAUAAUAGUGGCAAGCAGGUCAAGAUGAGGACCAAGAAUAGUCCUUGGGGUGGCAUGAACUCGACAGAUGUCCCCAGGACGCUGCAGGUACAGCGCAAUAAAAUAUCGGCGGCUGAGCAGAAGAGGCAAGACAAGAUGAGGCCGGGAGGCCACAAGAAGGAAGAGACGCCCAAGGAUCCGAUGAGAGCGAUGAAGAUGCAGCGGAGACUGGCGAAUGUAUCAUACGAAAAGCGCAACAAGAUCAAGCAGGAUAUCGCCGAAAGGGACAGCUUCGAUGACUUUGACCUGUUGCCUGUAGUCAAGGAGGCUGUGAUAUCGCAGGCAUUGGCCGGGCAGGUCGAUGUCUCUCCUUCGCCCAUUCAACGAUUAGCGCUACCUGCCAUCCUCGGUACACCGAAUGGCCGACGGAAGAAGAAGGUUGUGGAAGAUGAGCCUUCAAAGAGCAUGCAGCAGUUUCUACUGGCAGCAGAGACGGGAUCUGGCAAGACAUUGGCUUAUGCAUUGCCCAUGAUUGAUGCAAUCAAGCGCGCCGAAAAGAUUGAGGCUGCUGAGAAGGAGCAGGAAGCAUUGAAAACGGCAGAAGCGAGAAAGAUGCAAGGCAGGAUAUACGAGCUGGACGCACCCGAAGUGGAAGACCACUCCAAGGGGCGGCCUCGCGGGAUCAUCUUGGUUCCCACUGCAGAGUUGGUAAACCAAGUCGGUGCCUUGAUCAAGAGCUUGUCCCACGUCGUGAAGUACCGCACAGCCAUGGUCAGCGCUUCAUUCACAGGCACAGUCAUACGGAACCAGCUUUUCGGCCCACGCGGUGUUGACAUAGUGAUUGCCACGCCGCAUCUCCUCAACAGCAUCUGCGAGAGUGACCCCAACAUACUUUCUCGAGUAUCACACCUGGUCAUUGACGAAGCCGAUAGUCUACUGGACCGAUCCUUCAGCCCCAUCACGUCCAGCAUCAUCGAUCGUGCAGCACCUUCUUUGGAGAAGCUCGUUUUCUGCUCUGCCACCAUCCCUCGGAGUGUCGACUCGUAUCUGAACAAGCGAUACCCGGAAACGAAACGACUCGUCACACCCAAUCUUCAUGCCAUUCCUCGACGGGUUCAACUCAGCGUUAUAGAUAUUGAGAAAGUGCCAUAUCAAGGCAAUCGCGAUCUGGCAUGUGCGCAGACCAUUUGGGACAUUGGCAAGGAAGCCGCGGAGUCCAGCGAAGACCGAGAAAGAAAGAUUGUCGUGUUUGUCAACGAGCGUGAAAAGACGGUCGAGCUCACGGAAUACUUGAAAUCCAAGGGCAUCGAUGCAAGCGCGUUGUCCCGCGACAGUGAUGACCGAAAGCAAGCGGAAACUUUGGCAGCCUUUACUGGUGCUGUCGUGCCUCCAUCCAGGAGCAGAGAGAAGAAAGUCGCUCCUGCUGGGCUCUACGAGUCCGGUCAAGCGAUCUCCGCCGGUGAACUUCUCGAACGAAACCCAGCUCCCCGAACGCUCGCCAACACGAAAGUUCUGGUGAUGACAGACAUCGGGUCUCGGGGUAUUGACACUCUCCUGGUCAAGCAUGUCAUCCUGUAUGACGUACCUCACACCAGUAUCGACUUCAUUCAUCGCCUGGGACGCGUGGGACGUAUGGGUAGAAGAGGCAGGGGCAUUGUGCUCACGGGCAAGCAUGAUCGAAAGGAUAUCGUCAAGGAGGUUCGAGAGGGCAUGUUUCGAGGACAGGCACUCAUCUGAGCGGCUUUGCAGGUGAAAAGAGGGCUACCUCGUGUACUUUGAUAUACCCCAUGUACAGUUAUGAUGCUCUAUACAAUAUUUUGAAUACAG
Sphaerulina musiva SO2202 is the source of this 2002-nucleotide messenger RNA. RefSeq names its product P-loop containing nucleoside triphosphate hydrolase protein. The transcript has a single exon. Bases 14 to 1912 code for a protein of 632 amino acids. The record is from RefSeq and is a predicted model, not a curated record. Gene Ontology annotation, molecular function: ATP binding; nucleic acid binding. NCBI's taxonomy places the organism in Eukaryota, Fungi, Ascomycota, Dothideomycetes, Mycosphaerellales, Mycosphaerellaceae.